AUGGCUGGAGGAGGUGGUGGUAGUCGCGGUACUUGGGUGAUUCAGACAUGCAGGGCGUGCAGUGACAUUAUGACGGGGCCGUCUAUCACAUGCGGCAGUUGUGCUACAGCUGUGCACGCUCAUUGCGCCACGCGGCGCAUGGGCCAGGUGGUGUGCACGCUGUGCGCCCAGGAGUUGGACUUCCAGAUCCAGAACCACAGGCUUCAGUCGAGAAUCCACACGGAGAACGUGGGGCUCGGCAGGAUCAUGGGGGCGAGUGGGCAAUUCGCUGGUCAGGCGUUCGGCGCGGUCGCCAGCGGUGCAGUCGGAGGAGCGGCUCGACUGGUGUCCGGCUGCGCGAGCGGCGCAGUCGCAGCCUUUCAAGGCAUGCGUGCGGUGGAGACGCCAUCCGCGACUCUAGCAGGUCCGACGCGGCCACGACAGCUGGAGGAGUACGACAUUUCGGAUGCAGGCAGCGGAGCUGCCUCCGCCCAGGACUCCGACAUGAAGCAGAUGCUCGUCGAGGUGCGCGCGACGAUGAAGGUCGAGAUGGCCAGGCUGCGCUCCGAGAAUGAGCGCCUACGUGCCGCUGGUUCGAGCGCGGGCCAGGACGGUGGCUACGCGACGCCGAGCCUGGACGUCGACCCUUCGGCUGUGGACGCAGCUGGCGACGAUGCUCACCAUGAUGAUGCCGUCGGUCGCAACAUCGAGGGAGAAUACGACGUCGAUUGGUCUACUCAUGCACCUCUUGGUGCCGAGCAGUCGGGCGAGGUGAACGACAUCCGGCUGGCCGGGGCGGGGAGGUCUGGCGUGGGACACGCCGGCUCCCCGAUCAUCACGACAUCGCCAGAGCAUAUCGAGCAGACGGUGGUCCACGAGCUGGCGAACCCUCCUGGACUCGGCGCCUGUCCGGCUGGUGGUGGGACCACCGUGGCGACGGGCACUCUCGACAAGGAGGUCCUGGAGGCCCGCAUGGCCAUGGAUAUGGCGGAGGAGGACCUGGAGGCUUUGGAGGCGGACCUGGAGGACCAGGCGGGCCAGGCGGAACUGGUCCAGGCGGUUUCGGAGGCGAUCCGAAUCUUCCGGGAGGACGUGGUGGAGGAGCGCGACGUGAUGCUCGAGACCACCCUCGCGAAGCUGAAGGCCGCCGACUUCGCUCCACUGGUCUGGAAGGGGCCGGUUGCUGCGAAACCGGGCGUGCUUGAGCAUUGGGUGCAGCGGCUGACGCUCGACUUGGGCGGCAUGCACCACCUGAUCGAGCGCUACUGGCAGCGGGUGCUGUUCCACGUGAGCGAGGCGUACGCGUCGUACCUUCGUCACGGGCCGCUCGAUCGCCCAGCGAUCAGGCCAGCUCGACCUCAGGAUGUCAUCGUGCACGUGCAGGACAGCGUGAACUUCCACUCCUGCGAGCUCCGGCUCCGCGGCUUCCUGCUGGCAGUGAUGCCAGCCUGCGUGAAGGAGAACUGCCUCAGCACCCGCCAGACGAGCACGACUGACAUCAUGUUCGCUGCAUUCGUGGACGCUGGUCCCGGAACCGGGCCAGACAAAAAGCACACCCUAGAUUCGGUGAGCAGGGGCAGAGAGGUGGGCUUCAGGCAGUGCUACCACGAGCUCCAGGCUUGGAAGUUCGCGGCCACGAGGCUGGCGACGCUCGGAGUGGCUGCCCCCGAUGCCUCAGUCCAGCUCACCGCCCUGAAAACGAUCGCCUCCAAGUUGGUUGAGCACGACCAGGAGGUCAAGCACCGCUGUUACGGCUUCCUCGUGACCCGCGGACUGUCUGGCGGAGUGGCGAGCCAGGCGCAGGUGAACGAGCUCUGGCGAUACCUCAGCGCGGAGGCGAGGGAGUUCGCGGACGCGGCGGCGCCGAAGGACGACCCCGCUGCGAAACUCGCCUUGCGGCACCCUUCCAAGGGGGACCCUAAGGGCGCGAGUCCGAAGAGUGAUCCAAAGGGUGGGGAGGCGAAGGCAGAUGCCGGCAAGAACGGGUACCAGCAGAACUUGAAGGUCUGCACGUUCUUCAGCACGCCCGGAGGCUGCAGCAAGGGCAAGCAGUGCACGUGGCACCACCCGCGCUUUGACGGCUGCCGAUAUUCGUGCGGAGAUCCGCAGUGA
Molecule: messenger RNA, 2091 nt
Organism: Prorocentrum cordatum
Lineage: Eukaryota; Dinophyceae; Prorocentrales; Prorocentraceae
Source: the annotation of a GenBank genome assembly